Molecule: messenger RNA, 906 nt
Organism: Naegleria gruberi
Lineage: Eukaryota; Heterolobosea; Eutetramitea; Acrasida; Naegleriidae
Exons: 3
Coding region: 1-906 (301 amino acids)
Source: RefSeq, a predicted model, not a curated record
AUGUCUAACGAAUUGAUUGUAGGAAUUGAAGGAGGAGGUACUUCAUAUAAGGUUGCUAUUGGAUUAAAUAUUGAACAUGCAAUGGAAAAUGUUUUUAUUACGGAAACUAAAACUGUAGACGAGACAAUGGAACCAAUUAAACAAUUUCUCAUUAAAAAGGAAUCAGAAUUGGGUGGAAUUAUCAAGAGAAUUGGAAUUGCAAAUUUCGGACCUAUUGAUGUGAAUGUUGGAUGUAUUUUACCUUCCACUCCAAAAGUUUCAUGGAGAAGUUUUAAUAUUGUCGAGUAUUUCAAGAGAGAAUUUCCACAAGUUAAACAUGUUCAAUUUGAUACUGAUGUUAAUGGACCAGCUAUGGCUGAAUAUCAACUUGUUAAAGGUUCUGGAAUUAAAUCAUUGGCAUAUGUUACAAUUGGUACUGGAAUUGGAGUUGGAUUGGUAAUUAAUGGAUCAACAGUGAGUGGUUUGAUGCAUCCAGAGGCAGGACAUAUUUAUACACCACUUCAUCCAAGAGAUAUGGAAACUGGUUUUAAGGGAUUUUGUACAUUCCACACUGAAGGAUGCUUGGAAGGAAUGGCAGCUUCACCUUCAAUUGUAAAGAGAAGAAAUAUUUCCAUUCAUGAUGUAAAGAGCAUAUCUGAUGAUGAUGAAAUUUGGGACAUUGAAGCUCACUAUCUUGCACACUUGUGUGUCAAUUUAAUUUUAAUUUCCUCAUGUCAAGUUAUUGUCAUGGGUGGUGGUAUCAUGAAUAGAAGCAUCCUCUUUGAUAAGAUUAGAGAAAAGACAGUUCAACUAUUGAAUGGAUAUCACGUUAUGAUAAAUAAUGAAAGUAUCAAGAAUAUUAUUAAGCCUUCUGUUUAUGGUGAACAUGCAGGAAUCAAAGGAGCUCUCCAUCUCUCACAGCUAUAA